UUUCUUUGAUCCAAUAAUGGUUAGGCCUUUAUUGUCUUGGCUUGCUUCGGUGCUAUACCCAAAAUACAAUAAACGUACUCCCGGAUUCGCCAUGUCGACCCAAGAAAUGGGUGAUCAUGUACGAUACCCUCCAUCACAUCCAAUCUCCUCUUUUGUUUAAGAGCCGUAUGAAUAACCACAACUUCAGUGACUCUUCCCUCAUCUGUUGGGUCCUGGAGUCCCUCUUGUCAGACACUACACUUGCCUGCACUUUGUACGUACUACGUAGAGUCUGGCACCUACGACCAUCUGUAACACAUCAUACUUAAUACCCAUCGUUAUGGCAUCACACACAUACCCUCCCCCUGAACCUCGUACUUUUCCACCCCCAACCAACAACACUCUGUCGUCGAAAGAGCGCUCUGCACUCGUGCGCUCGACCAAGAAGAUAGGUCGUAUGCUCGGCGAUAUCCCGCGAUUCGUCGACGAUAUCGAAGAUCAAUUCGUCAUGGUAACGCCCCCAAGACCGCCCACUCCAGCUGGACCCUCCAAAGAAGACGCAUGGAGAAGUCGUAAACCAACUCACCUUCCCCCGAUCAUGAGGCUCUCUGGUGGUAUUGCCGUGGACUCCAACUCUCCACCCAUACCUUCACGUACUGCACCUGUACGGCGCACUAGCGUCGUAUCAACUUCCUCUAACAAAUCUUCCAUUCACGAACAGCUUCACACUCCAUCCAAGGAGGCUGCACACAGGCGCAGCAAAAUGGAACGGUUACGAAAGAGACUAGGUGAAGAGGUUCCAAUGGAAGCCGUUUUUCCACCUACCCCUGUCCCGAGGACAGCCGUCUCACAUACCACAAUGCCCGAACGCUCACGCAACCAUAGCCGCUCGCGGUCUGUGCACCCUUCACAUGACGAUACUGUCACAUUCUCGAUAGAUCAACACACUGUCGUUCUCAAAACCACCACACGAGCCAAUCAGCCUCACUCACCUCAUCCUCAUCGUUCUCACCAUCCGCACAAAUCCGCACAUCGCCCGCCGUCAAUGCCUAUGACCGGGCUACCACCGUUGCCCAAGUCCAAGCUUCCCCGCACCUCGGAUGAAAUGGGCCUAUUAGGCGUAAGAGCCAAAACGGCGGCAGGCUCUAAACUCGGUGGUGCAGAAUUCAAGGCCGCAAGGCGUGCCAAACGGGAGGGCUUUGGUGAAGUGGAGAUGGUCGGGUUCAUGGGUGGUUUUUAGGCCUUGCUCUGGGCCUCCACUAUGUGGUCAUGGUGGAUAUAUGCAUGUACGGUGCUCUCGCAUGGAGCCAUUCUAUGCUCUGGGAAUCUUGAGGUUCCGGUAUGCGGAUCUAUGCGAGUCUGGGUAUGUUUUCAUGUUGUCUGUCUAUGCCGUCAAUCGUUUUCUCUUCAUGACAAUACGCACUACACACCAUUGGGCUGGACCCUGUAUCGACUGACGAACGUUGCCUCCAAUGAUGCUUUCCUACACUAUAAUGUCAGUAGUUCUAAUAUUUUCACCUAGUUUUUCAGCAGUCGAAUCAGAAUGUACUCCUCAUCAGAUUGAUAUUAAGUAGUCGUGGGAACUACAAUUUUGCGAAUAUGAUAACCAGUUUAUUCCGUCCGGUCCCG
Suillus fuscotomentosus is the source of this 1608-nucleotide messenger RNA. RefSeq lists its product as uncharacterized. The record is from RefSeq and is a predicted model, not a curated record. Bases 320 to 1219 code for a protein of 299 amino acids. The transcript has 2 exons. NCBI's taxonomy places the organism in Eukaryota, Fungi, Basidiomycota, Agaricomycetes, Boletales, Suillaceae.